Messenger RNA from Carya illinoinensis, 6568 nucleotides. Its product is annotated as ribonucleoside-diphosphate reductase large subunit-like. Gene Ontology annotation, molecular function: ribonucleoside-diphosphate reductase activity, thioredoxin disulfide as acceptor; ATP binding. Bases 447 to 2879 code for a protein of 810 amino acids. The record is from RefSeq and is a predicted model, not a curated record. Gene Ontology annotation, cellular component: ribonucleoside-diphosphate reductase complex. Gene Ontology annotation, biological process: DNA replication; deoxyribonucleotide biosynthetic process. The transcript is spliced from 17 exons. NCBI's taxonomy places the organism in Eukaryota, Viridiplantae, Streptophyta, Magnoliopsida, Fagales, Juglandaceae.
CCACCACAUGAAAUGAAGUCAGCUGAGUAACAAAUAGAUUAUAAAAGUAAUUUAACGUAUCUCGUCAUAUGAAAUAGACUAUAUGAAAUCACGUAAAUUUAUGAAAUAAUUUUUGUUUAAUUUGCUGUAGUUGUCGGGAAUAUAUCCUAUUUGUCAUGUUUGAGUUGCGUCAAAGUUCGGUACAUAUUGUGGAUAAGUCAAACCCAAUGUAAACUCUUUUCAAACUUUCAGACCGUUGCUCUUCCUUCCUUGGCAAUCUUUGUUUUCUGGGUGUGAUGAAUCUUCCCUUGCACUCUUCUUCCUUCCCUAAUUCCCAUACCAUUCUAUACAUUAUCUAUCAGAGUACCACAAGGCAUGUCUCCUAUAUAUUCGAGGAAACUCUUCACUGAUCCAUCAAACAGAUCACAAAAAUUCAUCCUCAGAGUUCCUCUUUUCGCAGUGACAAAAUGCAUGUGGUGAAAAGGGACGGGAGCCAAGAACCGUUGCAAUUUGAAAAGAUCACGGCCCGGGUGAAGAAGCUGAGUUACGGGCUCAACGUCGAGCAUUGCGAUCCUGUUCUUGUCACGCGGAAGGUCUGUGCUGGGCUCUACGAGGGUGUCACAACCAUCCAACUCGAUGAAUUGGCUGCGGAAACUGCGGCUGCCAUGACCACGAACCACCCCGAUUAUGCUUUGUUGGCCGCAAGAAUCGCUGUUUCGAAUCUGCAUAAGAAUACGAAGGAGUCUUUUUCAGAGACGAUAAAGGUCAUGUACGACAAUUUCGAUAAGAGCUCUGGGCAGAAGAGUUCUCUUAUUGCUUAUGAUGUAUAUGAAAUAGUUAUGAAGAAUGCUGCACGCCUGGACAGUGAGAUAAACUAUGACAGAGAUUUUGAAUAUGAUUAUUUUGGCUUCAAAACUCUUGAGAGGUCAUAUCUUUUAAAGGUUGAUGGGAAGGUUGUGGAAAGGCCUCAGCACAUGUUAAUGAGAGUUGCCGUUGGUAUCCACAAAGAUGACAUGGUCUCUGUUCUUAAGACAUACCAUUUGAUGUCUCAGCGUUGGUUCACUCAUGCUACCCCUACCCUUUUUAAUGCAGGAACUCCACAGCCCCAAAUGAGUAGCUGCUUUCUUGUGUGUAUGAAAGAUGAUAGCAUUCAGGGAAUAUUUGAUACCUUGAAGGAAUGUGCUGUUAUUAGCAAAUCAGCUGGAGGAAUUGGUUUCUCUGUUCAUAAUAUCCGUGCAACAGGCAGCUACAUUUGUGGGACAAAUGGGACUUCUAAUGGCAUUGUUCCUAUGCUUCGUGUGUUUAAUGAUACUGCUCGUUAUGUUGAUCAAGGGGGAGGAAAGAGAAAGGGAGCUUUCACUGUAUACUUGGAGCCAUGGCAUGCUGAUGUCUUUGAGUUUUUAGAUCUUAGAAAGAACCAUGGAAAGGAAGAAUAUCGGGCUCGAGAUCUAUUUUAUGCUCUUUGGAUACCUGACCUCUUUAUGGAAAGAGUGCGAGGUGAUGGACAAUGGUCUUUGUUUUGCCCAAAUGAGGCUCCCGGUUUGGCUGAUUAUUGGGGAGAAGAAUUUGAAAAUUUGUACACCCAAUAUGAAAAGGCGGGAAGGGCAAAGAAGGUUAUAUCUUCUAGGAAACUCUGGUUUGAGAUCUUAAAUUCCCAGAUUGAAACUGGAACUCCUUUUAUGCUUUUCAAGGAUUCUUGUAAUAGGAAAAGUAACCAACAGAAUCUGGGCACCAUCAAGGCCUCAAACCUCUGCACCGAGGUCAUUGAGUUCUCAAGUCCGACUGAAACUGCAGUUUGCAAUUUGGCAUCCAUUGCUUUACCUCGAUAUGUGAGGGAUAAGGGCGCUCCUAUUGAGCCACACUCGUCUAAGCUUGUUGGAAGUAGGGAUUCAAAAAACCGAUAUUUUGACUUUGACAAACUCGCAGAGGUUACUAGAGUAGUUACGGCAAAUCUCAACAAAGUCAUUGAUAUAAACUACUACCCCAUUGAAACUGCAAAAAGGUCAAAUUUACGACACAGGCCGAUAGGCAUUGGAGUUCAAGGUCUUGCUGAUACCUUCAUCCUGCUUGGUAUGGCGUUUGAUUCACCAGAGGCCUUACAGCUGAACAAAGACAUAUUUGCAACCAUAUACUACCAUGCGCUGAAAGCUUCUUCUGAGUUAGCUUCAAAAGAUGGCCCUUAUGAGACCUAUCACGGAAGUCCUCUGAGCAAGGGAGUUCUUCAGGUGGACAUGUGGGGUGUAACACCAUCACCCCGCUGGGAUUGGGCUGCACUUAGGGAAAUGAUCUCACAAAAUGGAGUAAGAAACUCCCUCCUUGUAGCACCUAUGCCCAUUGCUUCAACCAGUCAGAUUCUUGGAAACAAUGAGUGUUUUGAACCUUAUACCUCCAACAUUUACACUCGCAGAGUUUUAAGUGGUGAAUUUGUUGUAGUGAACAAACACCUACUUCAUGAUUUAACGGAAAUGGGUCUUUGGUCUGAUGUGCUUAAGAAUAAGAUGAUAUAUGAGAAUGGCUCGGUUUUGAAGAUCCUUGAGAUUCCUGAAGAGCUGAAAGCUAUCUACAAGACUGUGUGGGAAAUAAAGCAAAAGACAUUGGUUGACAUGGCUGCUGAUCGUGGAUGCUACAUUGAUCAGAGUCAGAGUCUGAAUAUUUACAUGGACCAACCUGAUCCUGGGAAGCUAACUUCCUUGCAUUUUUAUGCUUGGUGUAAGGGUCUGAAAACAGGAAUGUAUUAUCUGAGAACACGUGCUGCAGCUGAUGCUAUCAAGUUCACUGUUGACACCUCUGCUCUUAACAGUGAGAAUGCUAGAAGGGUUGAAGCUGAUAGUGAUGCCAAUAUCACACAGGCAGCAUGUUCCUUGCAGAAUCGAGAAGAGUGCAUGGGUUGUGGAAGCUAAGUUUUCCUGCAAAAAGUACCUAAACGUUGUUGUUCUUCCCAAUGAGAAGUGAGAGCACUGCCUUUUGGCAAUUAUCUUAGUGCAGAAUAGAAUUGAAGAACUUCUUAACAGUGUAAGAGUGGAGUGUGAAUCUAUAUUUGGUCCAUCCUCUUCCUAGCUUAGUUUAAUAUACUUUUGUUUCCUUCUUUGAGCGUUUAAUUGGCUAUUGUUAUAGUCUUUUCUAAUGGGGGUUUAGAAAUUGAGAAAUACAAGAACAAGUAUGUAUGUGGAAGAGAUUUUCUUAGCAGCAUAUGAAAGGAAUGUCCUCUAUUCCUGUUAGUUGCCUAUCUAAUUAUAAAGACUGUUUCUCAUCUCUUGUUUAGUGCCUGUGCAGAAAAGCAUUUUUCAUAAUUUGUAUUAAAGGCUGUAAUGCUCCAAUGGAAGGCCCAAACCAUAUGACCUAUACUUCAAAAGGAUUAGUCAAUGAUAUAAUCGAAGUCCCAUUAAAACCUUAUAACGAGUAAGAACUUCUCAUUCCCAAGCAAUGUGGGAUCACAUUCACCACCUACCCUUAUCUUUAUCAUAUGGGGUAUUACAAUCUCCCGACAUCCUCGUCAGGUCUAUCCAUUAUAAGUGGCACGGCUCAAGUCUCACAUUUCUAGUUGGGAUAGGUUCCGAUACCAUUUGUAAUGCCCUAAUAGAAGGCCCAAAUCACAGGCCUAUAUUCCAAAAGAAGUAGUCAAUGAUACAAUUGGAGUCCAAUUGGAACCUUAUAAAGAGCAAUAACUUCUCUUUCCCAGACAAUAUGAGAUCACAUUCACCACCUACCCUUAUUCUUAUCAUAUAGGGUAUCACAAAGGCUUUGGCUGAUUAUUAUGAUCCCGACUCGAGGAACCCUAAACCCCCAGAUUCAAGUUUUUAUAUUUGGAUUUUGAUUGAUGGUUCUUGUUAUAGACCUUGGACCUUAAUUGAACAUAUUAGAUUGGUCAGAUGUGGAUAGUUGUAAAGAGGGACUUUAUUUGGGAAAAUGGCAAUUUUUUCUUCUAACAAAUUGGGCGACUUUUGAAUUUAUAUCUUAGGGUGCAGCAAUUUUCACAUAAAUGCUGAAGUUUAAAUUUUUAAAUCUUUUGGGUCUGACGGGGUAGGGUUUUGGAGUUUGUUAUCUAAUGUAUGGUUCAAAUUAUUUUGUUUAGCAUCAAGAUUGUGUGUUAUUAUGGUUAUUUGAAAUGUUAUAUCAAAUAAUUGGAAUCUUGACUGCUGGCUUUGAGUUUCGCUAAAACCUUAGAAAGUGUGAUGCUUUCUUUCACAAAGUGAGUUUUCUAGCAACCUAUUGCAGUGAUAUUCAAUACUUAUACGAACCCUCACUUCCCCAAACAAUUUUAUCAAUUCCCAGUACUUUUACAAUGAUAGCAUGUAACUAUUAUGGUAAAUGAAUAGAGCUUAUUAUUUCCUUUUAUGGGUUUUCUUAGUAAAUAUAAACUUAACAAACAUUAUCAAAUUCGAAUGAAGUAGAUUUCACUAUGCCUCUCUUCUCCUAGCCUCUCACUUAUGAAAAGAGAUGCUGAAAAGUUUGUUUAUGCACAGGUGUUUUAGAGUUUGUUCUCUGCACUGUGGCCCAUCAUUUUAGUUAGAUUUGUAAGAAUGACUUUGACCUGACCUGAAUUAUGAUAAAGUUAGAAAACUUUUUUCUUUCUUUGGGUUGAGAUUUAUGGAUUUGAGUCAUUUAUUGCAAAAUCAUAACAUGCAUUUUAAGUUGUUUAACUUAUCAAAAAAUAAAAAAAUGAAGUUUAACGAUAUGAUAUCAUCAAAGAUGGUUAAUAGAAUAGCUGCAAAAAUAUCUGGUAAUUUAUUUUUGGGUUGAGUUUUCAUAUGCUUGUUAGUCAUUCCAAUGGUUAGAUGUUGCAAUGAUAGAUGAGAGGAUGAGUUAGAGAUGUGAAGGACGAUUUUCUGCAGAGCUUGUGGAGAAUGAUUUGAUGGCGAUUGCAAACUUGGUCCACAUAAAGGUUUUGUUCCAUCAGUUAUAAACUGCUUGUACAAAAUUGAUGGUUACAAUCACCUUAUCAUUUGUGGCUAGGAGCCAUUUUAUAUGAGUCAAAAGUGAUGUGGAAAAUAUGAGUACUAGGUGAAGGGGGGUACUUUUGGUUCAAAAAACUUACGGUAGUCGUAUUCCUUGGAAUCUUGUUUACAUUAGUUUAAUUGGAGACUCCUGUGACACCAGUGCAGCCUCUUGUAUAUGUACUCUAAUGUCUUAGUCAGGGUUAUACUUUGAUUGGCUGAUAAAAAAAUAUAUUUCUUAACCAAAGAAAUAAAGUGUAUCUUUUGACUUGAUUAGGAUGUUCCUUCUUAACACAUGGUUGUAUUGACUGGUGGAGUCCCAACUCCAUUUAGACUUAAGCUAUGUUAACUUGCGUCUACUGAAGAUAUAUAGUUUUUGGCACGUGUCUGCAGGAUGUACAGGAUCAGCAGCUUCAGAAGUGGGUAAACGAGGUCUGAAUUGGUACCUGUUUUUAGAAACUGGUUUACUACAUGGGCCAAAGGAAUAUAUAAUUAUCUUUGAUCUUUACUGCCAGGAAUAUUUAAGAGUCUAACACACAUGAACUUAAUUCGCAUUUAUAUUACAUCAAUGUUGAAUUUUUGUGACAUUUCUAAAUUGGAAGAUAAGUUUUAUUUGUGAUGGAAUUUUGGUCAUUUUGCUAGAAAGGUGAAAUUCUAGAGUUGCCAUUUUGCUUUAUUGUGUAACUACCCUUUCAAGUGCCCCAUUGGUGGAUGUACCAGAGUGCUGCAUUCAAUUGGUCCUCGAGUUCUUUUAUGGUUAUUGCCUUUUCACAUACUGACCGUAUUAUAGCAGCAUCUGAAUGUCAUGCAGAAGUUUACGAGUUCAAUUUGCAUUUUCACUUCAAGCAGUGUUCACUGGGAAGUGAGGGAGAUUUGGGACCAUAUCUUUAAGAUAAGCCAAGAUUUAUUUUGAUAAAGUAAUAAGAUAUUUUAUUGAUGUGAAGAUAGGCAUAGCCCAGGUACACUGGAAGUAUACAUGUGAAUAUAUAAGCCAAGAUUUAUUCAUCAUGUUUAUAGAGAAGUCAACUAAAUUGCAGAUGUAUUGGCCAAGCAAGGAGCAAGAGGCGUUCGACGAGACUACCCUGUGCGUCAUGGCAUUCCGAGAGAAGAUAAAGGUUUGUUAAUAGCUGGGAAAGCAGAGCUUCCUUGUUAGCAUUGUAAAUGAAUAGUUUCUUUUUUGUUUGGUUAUUUUAUCUAGUUUUUCUCGAGGUUUAGAUUUUUUUACAGUACCUUGGUUUUUGGGCUUUUAUUUUUACUUGUAAGCACCAAGGUACUAACUUGUCAUCAAGGUAUUCUUCUACCAAAAGUGCAGGUAACCAAUAAAUUGUGGGUACCCUCGUCUUCUUAAGUAAAAAAGUGUACCAAGUUUGUUGCAUUCAGAAGCAGGAAAAACUUGUAUCAUUUCUUAUCACUAAUUUAUGGAAAUCUCCUAUUGCCCUUUAUUUCGAUUGUCUACUGGAAAUUAUGCAUUAUUCUCUUUUCUAGAUGUUCAGUGCAGCUUAUGGUCAAAAUGCAUUGUUUCUGCCUACUUGUUUUUAUAAUUUUUUGUUUUGUGGCUUAGGAAUUACUUGGAUGACCAAGAGAAUAUUCAAACUCUGUCCAAUGUUUGUACAACAUUGACCCUGAAUUGUUAAUUUUAGUACAAUUUUGAAUUA